AUGUUCUUCUUGCUAGGCACCAGCGACUCCAGGACGAUCGCUGGAAACGCCGACGACCAGUGGCCCGGAAAUGGAACUCGAGAUAAUCCAUACAUCAUAUCCUGGUCUGCAAAUGAUGCUUUGAAUGCCCGCAAUUUCGGAACACGGAGAAAAAUCAUCAUCAUAGCCCUUUCAGGAUUGUCAACUCUCUCCGUCGCCUUUGCAUCCAGUGCUUAUGCAGGAGACUUGUCCUCUGUUUGUCAGUAUUUCGGUGUCUCUGAUGAGGUUGCGACACUGGGCUUGUCGCUGUAUGUCUUGGGCUUCGCGAUAGGGCCUUUGCUGUGGGCCCCCUUGAGUGAGGCUUUUGGUAGGAGAACCAUCUUCCUGGUUACCUUCAGCCUUUUCACCAUGUUCAACGUUGCGGCCGCUGUUUCGACCAACUUUGCGUCGUUGGUCAUAUUCCGAGCUUUGGCUGGCAUGUUCGGCAGUGCACCUCUCACCAACUCUGGAGGUGUUGUUGCCGAUCUCUACAGCGCAGAAACAAGAGGACUGGCUGCCGUUUUCUACUCUUGCGCGACAUUUCUCGGGCCUGUCCUUGGUCCCAUUGCGGGCGGAUUCCUCGGCGAGACCCAAGGAUGGAGAUGGAUCGAAGGCCUGCUGGCGAUUUACUCGGGAGUUAUGUUGAUACUCGCGAUUCUCUGCAUUCCCGAAACCUUCGGUAUCGUUAUUCUCCGGCGGCGAGGCGCCAUUCUUUCGAUGCAGACAGGGAGGCUCCAUGUGACGAGCGUCGAUCAUCGCAACCCACCCGGAUCCCUGGCGCAGAGGUUUCUAGUAUCUACGACCCGACCUUUGCGCCUGCUAUCCGAAGAGCCCAUCGUGGUCGUUCUCGCGCUUUACAUGUCUUUCAUCUACGGCACCACCUAUCUGCUUUUAGCAGCAUUACCAAUCGUGUUCCAGCGUGUGCGUGGAUGGAGCCCGGGCAUCGGUAGUCUCGCCUUCCUAUCUAUUGCAAUUGGCAUGUUUUUCGCAACAGCCUUCAUGGUUUUUAUCAAUCGUCAAUACACAAGGAGGUUCAAAACCAGCGAAACUGGCCACCUGCCUCCCGAAGCACGCCUGCCUUCAGGCAAGGUUGGGGCCGUUCUGAUACCUAUCGGUCUCUUUCUUUUCGCAUGGACCAAUGAUCCCUCAAUACACUGGGCCGUUAGUAUGGUGGGGACCGCCUUGUUUGGGUUUGGUAAUAUCUGUGUCGCAUUAGCACUGGUCAAUUAUCUGGUUGAUAGCUACGUGACCUAUGCUGCCUCGGCGCUUGCCGCUGCGACGGUAAUGCGAUCACUGUGCGGGGCGGCAUUCCCUCUCUUCACAACGUAUAUGUAUGAAGGAUUGGGAAUUCACUGGGCCAGCAGUGCGCCGGCCUUUCUGUCUCUGGCCUGUCUUCCGGCUCCGUUCCUGCUGUCGAAAUACGGCCCUCGGAUACGCCACCGUUCUAGAUUUGCCAUUGCAAUGAGCGAUAAGGAGCAUCAUUAG
Molecule: messenger RNA, 1503 nt
Organism: Aspergillus wentii DTO 134E9
Lineage: Eukaryota; Fungi; Ascomycota; Eurotiomycetes; Eurotiales; Aspergillaceae
Product: MFS transporter
Exons: 1
Coding region: 1-1503 (500 amino acids)
Biological process (GO): transmembrane transport
Molecular function (GO): transmembrane transporter activity
Source: RefSeq, a predicted model, not a curated record